Tachysurus vachellii is the source of this 4813-nucleotide messenger RNA. It is a transcript of the gene l3mbtl1b, whose product is annotated as L3MBTL histone methyl-lysine binding protein 1b. Bases 966 to 3338 code for a protein of 790 amino acids. Lineage: Eukaryota; Metazoa; Chordata; Actinopteri; Siluriformes; Bagridae. Gene Ontology annotation, molecular function: protein binding; zinc ion binding. Gene Ontology annotation, cellular component: nucleus. The transcript is spliced from 21 exons. The record is from RefSeq and is a predicted model, not a curated record. Gene Ontology annotation, biological process: regulation of DNA-templated transcription.
GAGAAAAACAUUUAUUUACAACAGAACAAGUUGUACUCUCGACCUCCGUACGGCGUUUAAAGGUCGUGCUGGAUUACUUCUAGACGAAACAACUCGGAUAAUUUCAGUAGUUUUAACCGUCUCGGCCGCCCUUUGCUAUAAUCUCCGCCAUUUUGUUUCAGGCGAAUGCUAAUCAUGGGCGCUCGCGCAUUGCACUUUAUUUAUGGAUGGAAUAAAAUUCUUUAUUCGACACUUUGGACUCGAGAAACAAACAUUUCGAACAAGUCUGACGGUCGCGUAAGGACGCGUUGUCACUAAACCUACAGCUUCACGGAGACGGAUUUGAUUUAAAAUGAGCGACGGGGUCGUGAACGUUAUUAUUACAGCGUUACACGCGUUUAUACGGAUUUUUACGCAAACAAACGUCUAGUUUUCUGUUAGGAAACAUGACGUUCUGUGAUUUCUGCUUUUAAUAAAGCUACACAACUAUGUAGACGUUUCCGAAUCGUGAUUUUCUACGAGAUUAUUUUAAAACAACGUAAAGCUGAACUUGUUCCUCUAACUUUUAUUUUACUCCGUUUUUUCAGUUUUGGGUGGCCUGGACGACACGGUGACGUCGGGAAGAGUUUGUUUUCACGCGUGUUUCUGGAUAAAUCGCGUUGGAAACAAGUAUAAAUCCGUGUUUUAUCCGUAUUUAAGUGCUUGGUGCAGUCAAAGCCGCCGGUGAGUCGCCCUCUUGUGGACGAGCGAGGUACAGCAGGCGACGCGCAGAUUAUUUCGUAAGCGAGUUGCGGGCGUUUUGGUGGAUUUCUCUGAUUUAGGAGAACAAGAUCUUGUGCACGUUGUUGAGACUCUACGAUCCAUGGAUGAUCUGUCACUUCGUAAAGUGUAGAGAGAAUGUUACCAGGGUCGUACAGAGCGAUGAUUGUUAGGCCGGUAAUAUUAUUAUUACAUUGUUUACUGUCCAGUGUUCCAGUGUCACACACAUGAGGAGGAGGAGGCUGGUUCUUCUCAAGGGGAAAAUGACAGACACGCCUGCCAGCAAUAGCUCAGCUUCAGGAGCAGAAUUUGACAUGAUGGCAGCUCUUGAUUGGAAGGAUGGCAUCGCUACUUUACCUGGCAGUAAUAUCAGGUUCCGUAUGACAGAAUUCGGGACACUUGAGAUUGUAACGGAUCCCGAGCCUAAAGACAAAGAAGAGGAAUCUUCAUGCCCACAGUCGGAGCCUGCAACCUCUAACGGCUCGUCAGAGCCACCCAAUCAUUCAAAGCAGUCAGAAGCAUCAACAAUACGUACAUAUGAUGGGGCAGCUCCAUCUGGACUGCAGACACAGGCAGGUAGCUCAAGCACAAUGAGCACCAGCAGAGAGGAUCGCUCCAAUGUGGAGAUGGUCAGCUGCAAGUCCUGUGGCCAGUCUGGUUCCCGGGAGUCUUUUCUCCAGGGUAAAUUCUGCAGUUCUGGCUGUGUACAGCCGAGCAGUGGAAGGUCAACUCCAGGUGAUACAGGAGAAGGUGAGCGUUUAGGUAAACGAAUUCGUAAGAAGAAGAAGAUGUUCAUGGAGUCUGAGGAUGAGGAGGAGGACAAUAUUGAGGAAGAGGAGGAGAAGUUUAGAGUCUCAAAAGGCAGAAAAGCAGCCAAACUUGCCAGAUUGGUAACAGCUGCUCCUGUGAAGAAGAAGGCUUGGAGCUGGCCGGCCUUUCUAGAGGAAGAGAAAUCUGUGGCUGCCCCCUUAAAAUUAUUUAAAGAGCACCAGGCUUUUCCUCAGAGUAGGAAUGCCUUUAAGGUUGGAAUGAAGCUGGAGGGCCUGGACCCCUGCCAUCCUGCUUUCUUCUGUGUGCUCACUGUGGCAGAGGUACAGGGUUACAGAAUAAGACUUCAUUUUGAUGGUUAUCCAGAGUGCUAUGACUUCUGGGUGAAUGCUGAUUCAUGGGAUGUGAAACCACCAGGCUGGUGUGAGAAGAUGGGCCUCAAGCUGCUGCUGCCCAAAGGUUGCAGAGAUGGAGAAUUUAAUUGGAACACUUAUGUAAAGAAUUGUAGAGGCCAACUGGCACCAAAACAUUGCUUUAAAAGUCUUAAUACCUCAGUGACCCCCUCAGGCUUUCGUGCUGGGAUGAAGCUAGAGGCUGUCGACAGGAAAAACCCUUCACUCAUCUGUGUAGCUACAAUUUCCGCCGUUGUGGAUAACCGUCUUCUCAUCCACUUUGAUAACUGGGAUGAUACAUAUGAUUACUGGUGUGAUGCCAGCAGCCCGUAUAUUCAUCCAGUUGGGUAUUGUGAGGAAACCGAGUUAACCCUCACCACACCUGCAGAGUACAAGCAACCAAACUGUUUCUCAUGGGAGAAAUACCUGGAAGAGACUGGAACCCAAGCAGCACCUGCUAGAGCCUUCAAACAGAGACCUCCACAUGGCUUUCAGCUGGGGAUGAAGUUGGAGGCAGUGGACAAACGCAACCCCAUGCUCAUCCGUGUUGCCACAAUAGCAGACACAGAGGACCACAGGGUCAAGAUUCAUUUUGAUGGUUGGAGCGAUGAAUACAAUUACUGGAUAGAUGCUGACAGCCCUGAUCUGCAUCCUGUCGGAUGGUGUCAAAAGACUGGUCAUCCUUUGCAGAACCCCAGUUGUUCUAGUGAUUCACAGGUCCCUCCAGGACAAGGCUGUCCUACUACAGGAUGCAAUGGUGUUGGACACAUCAAAGGACCUCGCUAUGGAACACAUUACACGGCUGUGAGCUGUCCUUACUCUGAGCUGAAUCUGAAUAAAGAGGGACUGCUGCCCGACAGGCUGAGUGGAGAGAGGCCAGUGACACUGAGUGGACCUUCACGGCACAGGCGCACAGAAUCAGUCACGCAGACACCCUCAGGCACACCCACACCUACACCCACACCCACACCUACACCCACACCCACAGGCAGCAAUCCUGAAUCCAAUGACAACAUGGACAACUCCUCACCAGCCAAGACUGCCAUUGCAGCGAAGUGCCCUAAACCGAAUCAGGUGAAGAAUGAAGGAAAUGGAAAAGUAGACUCCCUGCAGCAGUUCUUGCAUGACUCUGUGUUCUGUGGCUGGGAGCCACCCAAAUUUCAGCACUGCUGGGAGAAACAUGGGAAACUGUUACCCGAAGCGCUGGGUCUCAGUGCAAAGACAGUGGCUAAGUGGAGCACGGAAGAGGUUGCAAGUUUUGUGAGAAAUCUACCGGGCUGCAGGGAGCAUGCUGCCAUUUUCAGGAAUGAGCAAAUUGAUGGUGAAGCCUUCCUCCUUCUCACGCAGUCAGACAUUGUAAAGAUCCUAAGUAUCAAGCUGGGUCCUGCUCUGAAAAUCUAUAACUGCAUUCUUAUGCUGAGGAGUGUAGAUGAAGAAUAGUAUGCAUAUGCCCUGAACACCUGCCUUAGUGCUUCUGUACUAUUCAGCAACUUCAAGGCAAUCUUUUUUCCAUUUUUUUCUAUAAAAAAAAAAAAUCUUUCCCAAAUACAUGACUCAUCUUUGCAGUGGUGAUAAGUCCACGUUGUACGUAGUCACUGAGGUUGCCCUAUGAUGAGCAAGUACUUCGGAAAAUUGAACAGACUGGAAUUUUAUCUGCUUAAAAAAGCAGUUUUCUGUGAUUGUCCUGUUAUAGAACUGGGCAUCAGAAUGUACAGGUUGGGUCUAAAUAUAAAUGUCUUUGGAGGACUAUGCUGCUAAAUAGGCACAAAAUUUCUUUUUCUUCUGUUUACUCAUGUAUUUUUCAUGUAUUAUCUGUAUUUAGUCCCAACUGAAGUCUGCUACUUUAUUCAAAAGUUAUUUGAUAAUUUGAUUCUUAUUAACUUAUUGUUAAUUGUUUUGUUUUUGGUAUUUUAUUUGAUUUUAUUUUUAUUAACUUUUUGGACUCAAAAGUGCAUGGUUUUGAGGCACUGCAAUAUUAAUGCAUUAUUAUUUAUGAUUUUUAUCGUUAAUAAUUGUAUAAAUAAUUGGUUUAUGAAAUGUGAACAAAUUACACAUUGGUGGACCUUUUACUUGAAAUGUACAAAGUAAUUUUUAAAUUGAUGCAAAAAACAGUUUUGUAUAUGAACCCACAUCACAUCCACAAUAGUCAGGAUGGGUGUAUGUAAGACCCACUAGGAAAGGGAUAUGCUUGUGGGUGUGGGUGUGUGUGUGUUCAUGUGGGUGUGUCUGUAAUCCAGAGAGAAAGAGACUAUGUACAGGUUUUACUUUGCAUCAGGGAUCUAUAUUAGUUCAGUCAAAUCUUAAAAUGAAUGUCUAAUUUGUUGCUGUGUAGUAGUGUCAAAAUUGUGCAUUGUGAAAUCCAUUUAAAAUGUUGUAAAUUGAUGUACAGUGAAACUGAAGUGGGUGUAUUUUGAUCUUUGAGGGUGUGUGUAUGUGAGCGAAAGAUGAACAUAAAGGCGGAUUCCAUUUGAAAUUAAUAUAAAAUGUCAGCAGUAAUUCUCAAGUCUUAACUGAUUAAAGAAAAUAAGCUCUGAGUUACAUCUUAACAUCAGGCAGCCUGACAGCUUCAUUUAGUUGUGUAAUUUUGUUAAUUUGCAUAAAAUAUGUCUUUUUUUUAUUAAUGUAUUACAAAUAAUUUUUACUCUAAUUAUCAAUUUGGGUAUAUUUUUCUUUUAUGUUCAUUUACUCAAUCAGAUGUUUACUAUAACCAAAGAGCAAGAAAAGCAUGUGAACACCUUACCAUCACACCCAUAUGUGGGAGCCACAACUAUGAAAACUUUUUUUUUUUGUUCCAAAGAAUGAUUAUUCCAUAGCGUUAAGAUUUCCCUUCACUGUAACUCUGGAGAUAAAUGGCCUAAAACUAUUCCAAAAGGAUAGUUGCACAAAUUAAGCUCAAUAAAGAAAUGGUCUGCCAA